Molecule: messenger RNA, 12615 nt
Organism: Gambusia affinis (western mosquitofish)
Lineage: Eukaryota; Metazoa; Chordata; Actinopteri; Cyprinodontiformes; Poeciliidae
Gene: kcnn1a
Product: potassium intermediate/small conductance calcium-activated channel, subfamily N, member 1a
Exons: 10
Coding region: 318-3350 (1010 amino acids)
Biological process (GO): potassium ion transmembrane transport
Cellular component (GO): neuron projection; plasma membrane; neuronal cell body
Molecular function (GO): small conductance calcium-activated potassium channel activity; calmodulin binding
Source: RefSeq, a predicted model, not a curated record
GGGUGGAAAAAGUGGAGAUCCGCAGCAGACUGACCGUGAAAGCAGGCGUGAACCACUUUUUAGCACCUCACAUUGCCUAUUGUGGGAGCACCCCACCGGAGUGAUCGAUCCCUGCAACCUGUGCGCAUGGCACGCAUUGGACCGAUAUUGAGUCGAAGGCGGUGUUGUGGCUAUACGGUGACGUCUUAAGGCAGGUCCUGGUCAAACCUACCAAUGGUACUAGUCGGUCCUACUCUGCUGGGACUGAUCGCAAUGAAUGGGUUUCGGAGCUCUGCACGGCAAAGGAGCACCCACAGCGCGACGAGGCGGAUAAGGGGAUGCGGCAUCGGAACGCGGGAGCGGUCCAUCAGCACCACACACCAGACGAAGAGCGAGGGAACAACGAGCAGAGCCGAGAGCAAGUCGCGCCCGUUUUUAGUCUGCCGCCCCCGCCCUCUUCUCACCACAGAGUCCGCACUCCAACCACCGCCGCUCAGCGCCAGAGCCUCCAGGAGCUCCCGUGUGUGAGCCAGCCCCCUCGGAGACCGGUUCACAGCGGCGACCCGCUGCCGCUGGCGAGCUGCGACAGCAGCCGGCGACCUUCACAGCGAGGCGGCGAACACAGCGCCGGUAAGCCGGUGCACCUGCGGCAGGAUCCCAUUCCCUGGGCCCCGGACGGCUCGCAGCAACCGCCGCCGCUGCAGUCAGAGAGGGAGGCUGCUUUUCCAAGCUGCCACUGCAGUUUCUCGGAACAAGAAGCGAGCCUUCCUCCAAAUCAAUCCCAUCCUGUAGACUCUCUCCCCCCGCAGCCCUCCCCGCCUUUCCCACCACUUCUGCCGCCGCCACCAAUAUCUUCCUCCUCCUCUCUGCUCUUUUCCCGAAGAUCUGGAAGGGGGGAUCAUUUCCGAAGGAGCGCCAAUAAUUACCAACAGGCGAACACCGUGGAACGCUGCAGGGGAGGAGGAGGAGCAGGAGGGCACCAAGACCACAGGCAGUUGUUGCAGCCACAGCAGCAGCAGCACUGUCAUUUAGGACUCCAACAGAGGGACCCCUCCCCUGAAGGAAGCCGUGCAAACUCACAAAAAGGGCACUCUUUAGAUGCACGCGAGUCAAACGAGGCUAAGAAAGCGUUCGAGUGUCAGAUUCAGGAUCUGCAGCAGCAACAGAUCCCACAAUUGCGAGCGCAGCAGCAGCUACUGGUGGGAAGCAGCCUGCCCGUCAACUACUGCGCAAGCGGCUCCGGAGAGCUAUGUAGAACUCACCGGGCUCCUCUGCUGCAACAGCAGGAGCGGCAGCAGCUGCUGCAGCAUCGGCAGCAGCAGCGGCUGCAGCAUCAGCAGCAGCAGCAAGGCGCGCCGGGGCUCCGUCCCCAGCCUUCGCAGCAGCAGCACUGUGAUAGAGAACGCAAUAAGUGUGGACGGAUCGCCGCGGAGGGCGGUCAGGCGCAGUCACACAGCCGCGUAACCCCCCCUGCAACACCGCACGCAUACGCGGAGAACUCGUCUGCUUCUGGCAGCCACAGCAGCAAAGACAGCCCCAACUACGGCUCCAGCUAUCACCUGUGGCCCGAGAGCCCGCAUAAAGGAGAGGACAGGAUCCGCAUCGACCUCCAUAAGACCUCAACUGAGCAGAAGAAGCUGAGCCAUGCUGGAUCCAAGCCCUCCCUCUCUGAGAGCAGUGGCCGACUCCCUCAGAUAGCCAUGAACACCUGCAAGUACAAUGGCGGAGUGGUAAGACCACUAGUAGGCAGCCUGGCGUCCUCGUCGCGCCGAAACCUUGCGGAGCUCGACUCGGAAACGCAACCCUUGCAGACGCUGCACAGCUCUGGCUUGGAGGUGGUGGUGUCCAAGGGCAACGGCGGAGAGGACCCCAGUAAGGCGUCCAACGAGAGCCUGGUAAGGGAGGGUAGCGGGCGAAGCGGCGGCAGGGCUCCACAGAAGAAGAACAAGGACAUUGGCUACAAGCUCGGUCACCGGAGGGCGCUGUUCGAGAAGCGAAAGCGACUCAGUGACUACGCUCUCAUCUUCGGGAUGUUUGGGAUUGUUGUCAUGGUGACGGAGACAGAACUUUCAUGGGGGGUUUACACUAAGGAAUCCUCGUACUCAUUUGCACUGAAAUGCCUUAUCAGCCUUUCCACUGUUAUUUUGCUUGGUCUUAUAAUAAUGUACCACGCCCGAGAAAUCCAGCUGUUCAUGGUCGACAAUGGAGCAGAUGAUUGGAGGAUAGCCAUGACAUAUGAGCGAAUCUUCUUCAUUGUGCUGGAGCUUCUGGUGUGUGCCAUUCACCCCAUCCCAGGCCAGUACGUCUUCACUUGGACGGCGCGACUGGCCUUUACCUACACACCGUCUGUGGCUGACGCCGACGUGGACAUCAUCCUCUCUAUACCCAUGUUCCUGAGACUCUACCUGAUUGGCAGGGUCAUGUUACUCCACAGCAAGCUGUUCACGGACGCCUCGUCCCGCAGUAUCGGCGCCCUCAACAAGAUCAACUUCAACACGCGCUUUGUCAUGAAAACCCUCAUGACCAUCUGUCCGGGAACAGUGUUGCUGGUGUUCAGUAUAUCCUCCUGGAUCAUUGCUGCAUGGACUGUGCGUGUCUGUGAGAGGUAUCAUGACAAACAGGAAGUGACCAGUAACUUCCUGGGAGCCAUGUGGCUCAUCUCGAUCACCUUCCUUUCUAUUGGCUACGGUGACAUGGUACCACACACAUAUUGUGGGAAAGGCGUGUGUCUUCUUACAGGAAUCAUGGGAGCAGGUUGCACUGCACUGGUGGUAGCAGUGGUUGCCAGGAAGCUGGAGCUGACCAAGGCUGAGAAGCAUGUCCACAACUUCAUGAUGGACACACAACUCUGCAAACGAGUAAAGAACACAGCUGCCAAUGUACUCAGGGAAACAUGGCUCAUUUACAAACACACCAAGCUGGUGAAGAAGAUCGAUCACGCCAAGGUGCGGAAACACCAGCGCAAGUUUCUCCAAGCCAUCCACCAAGCUCAGAAACUGCGCAGCGUGAAGAUGGAGCAGAGAAAACUCAAUGAUCAGGCCAACACCUUGGUGGACCUUGCAAAGACCCAGAAUGUGAUGUAUGACCUGGUGUCGGAGCUGCAGGAGCGCAGCGAGGAGCUGGACAAGCGGAUCGGGACACUGGAGGACAAGCUGGACUCGGUGGCGGGCAGCUUGCAGGCACUGCCCUGCCUCAUCUCCCAAGCCAUAACCCAGCAGCAGCAGGACUUCCUGGACGGCUUUGUUCACCGCUUCCGGCCUGCCUCGCUAGCAUCGGAGCGCUCUGAACGCUCAGACAGAUCUUGGACUUCCACCACCCGUAGGCGGCGCUCUCCCUCCACAGCACCACACACGUCUUCUGACAGUGGAUAACCUUGAGGAACCCUGUAUUAGUCCGCCCUAUCAGACAGCACCUUUUUUCCAAACACCCUCCCUCACCACAUCCUGGCCUAUCCAAAGCCAUCCCCGUAUCCACUGCGAGUCCAUGUCUGGACUAAUAAUUGACCAUAUCUUGACCCCGUGACCUGAUUCUCACCUCUAUUCUCUCUCUUCCUCUUCCUCUGUCUCUUUCUCACUCUUUCUCUUUCUCCCUCUCAGUCUCUUUCUCUCUCUCUUGCCCAGUCUCUGCCUUUUUUCCAUUCUCCCACGUCAACUGAAAAAAAAAGAAAAAAAAAAAAAAAGAAUCCAAAACCUCUAAAAUCCAGUUUUUCUGUGACUGAGCCUGUCAGCACACAGAAUUCUGGAUUAGAGUUACUCCAAAAGAACAAGAAAAGGCAAACAAAUAAUGGGGAAAACACAAAAUGCAUCCAAAAAUGUCAAAGAGAAAAAAAAAAAGAUUAAAAAAUGACAGAGAUAAUGUAGAGGUAUGGUUUAUGUUUUAGCCAUUGUAUGGCUGUUCCUGUUAGCUUUUUUGUAAAAGCCCUUGUAUAGUUAAAAAAAUGACUGAGUUCAGGGUCGAUGGAGUGAGAGCUGGCUAUCACACCGGAGAGUCCUUAACCACACGGGGUGGAGGGGAUAUUGGUCUGUGGAGCAGAGGUCCUCGGAUCACCUGCUGGCCCUCUGGGGCCAUGAAGGACAUCUGUCCACCCAUCUGUCCGUUUCUCUGUUUGUCCAAGGAGAGGAUCCAGAUAAACCAUUUGAUUUCCUUCACAAAAAGACAGGCGUCAUGGAUUCUUUUUCACAGCUUAGGGUGAAAGCUUUAGGAGAAACCACGAAAGCUCUGACUCCAGGUCAGUGUCUGGAAAUGCACUUCAAGAGGAGGAGAAAUGGUCGCAUGAAAAGAGGAUGGACAUGGCAUUACUCCAAGGUAGGGGAAAUGUACUCGUUUGCCAACUUCAAGGUAUCAGCUUCCUUGUUCUUACCAAGGAAGAAAAAAAAAAGAGAGCAACUAUCUUUUUUAGUUACAUAUUGACAUGUGAUUUUUCAGUGCCUGAAUGUAUAAAUAGUAGAGGGUUAUUUAAUUACUAAUUUCAAAGCUUUUUUACAAUGUUAACAGUCUGAAUACAGCAUUGCAUUCCUUUUUCAGAUACAUUCCUCUCCAAAAAUGUAAAGAAACUGUCUUAAUGUAAUGCAUAUCAUUGCCUCCAUUACACCGCAACUCCAAACAUCUUUAUUUGAUUCCUGUUUCUACUAACAGAAACAAAUGAAAAGUUCAGAGAUGAACAUAGAGAAUAUUUGUUACUAUUUGUGACUUCCGGCUCAGUGCUGUACACCACAAUGAAACAUGAUGUAUUCUACCUUUCUCACCAGUUAAUUAGAGCUUCCUGUGGUCUUGGGAAAUUGGCAUGGCUUGAAUGGCGCUGUUAUACAGCCACACAUCAGUGGAGGAACUGAGAAACCUACCUGGCUCCUUUGCAUGGUUUUGUUGCAAAAUAACGAGAGAUCACAAUCUUCCUGGCUUGAUUAUUUUACAAUGGUUUUUGAUUUUAUUAUCAUACUUCUGUUUGUUUGUUUGUUUGUUUCUAUCCUUUUUUAAAUACAUUUUUACUUUUUUAACUAGGAUAUUUAGCAUUUUAGAUUUGCCAAUCUUAGAGAGUUGCGGUAAUGUUAAUUCUGUAAUGCAUUCCCUGUUUAAAAUAUGAGGUGAGGGUUAAAAAGUCACUAUUACAAAAAAUAUUGAAAGGAUCCAAAUAAAAGUGUUGAAGAAACUUAGAACAGUGAGCCGAUCUGUCUUUAAAUGGGAAACACUUCCGUUCCACCCAGCUUUCUUGCUGACUGUUUGACUGUUAUCACUCCUAUGUCUGAGCUAUAAAUAUGAAAUAAAAUUUAUAUUAGAUAAAUUGGUUGGAUUAUGAAAACUAGGCCACUAAAUGCCAGUUUUGCAACAUACAACAAAAAAAGUUUACUUAUUUCUUUUCACAGAAUUUGAAAAACAACAGUGAAUUUAUGUGCUAUUUUUCUCUACUGUGAAACUAUUCCUACAUGAUGGUUCAUCUUCCAGAUCUAGAUAGGAGGAAGGCCCAAUAAAAUGAUAAAACUGAGAGCUCCAGUGAACCUGUGGUGUAUAUGAUGCAUAAUUGUAUAUAUAAACUGUGGCUUCUGGAAAACAGGGACAUCCCACGGAGCAAAAGCUGUCGCUUUGGUGUCCAGAUGAGGCAAAGCUCCACCAAACGUUAAAGGGUUCAUCUGGAUUUUUUGAAGAGCAGUUCUGCAAAUGUAUUAUUAUUAAUAAAAGUUCCAUUUUCUGCAGUCGAAAGGUGUUAAUCACUGAGAGCUUACUGUAAAAGUAAAGAUAUCCUUGGAGUCCAGAUCAUCCCCAUCAUGUUUUAGUGGACUUUAACAAGUUUUAGCAAACUUGAGCAACUAAAACUCAUGUUUGUCUUUAAAGUCUGGAGUUGAUUGCCAUGGAGGUGAGUCUAUGGCAGGCCAUUUUAACAUAAAAUCUGUUUAAUCUAUCUAUAAUUAUGGCAGGCCAUUUUAACAUAAAAUCUGUUUAAUCUAUCUAUAAUUAUGUUCCAGGGAUCUAAGAGUGAGCUUUGACUAGAGACAGAUACAUUUCGACUCUCCUGAAUGAUAAUUUAAGAUAUUUGUAUUUCUGUUAUGACUAAAAAGAAGAAUUCAAGACGUCUUCAGUUACAUUUCGAUGGAUCAUUAUACCUUUCAAGAUAUCUCAAGUGAUGUUGCCAGAUUCGUCAUCAUCCAUAACACGUACAUCCAUAAUUACAAUUCAAGAAGAUUGUAAUUAAAGUUACUGGACAAGAUAACUAUUUUGCCUAGUAGAAAUAUAGAGAAAUUUUAAUUUACUAAUAUGUCUAGCCAUAAACCUACCUCAGAUAUCUCUUGUGAAGUUGAUUUUAUAUUAAAACAGCCUGCCAAAGAGAAUAAUUUUCAGUCUUUUCAGUGAAGAAGAGCACCUGUUGGCCAUUGUGUAAAUUAGACUCAAAACUGCCCCCUAUAAAUAUAGGAGGCAGUACCAUCAACAUGGUACUUUCAGCCUCAUCAAUGGAUAUUUACUGCUUAUUGAUGUCUUCUUAUUGUUGGGAUCUGCCUCUCCUGAUAGUAAGUCACUGAGUCUCACUGAUAAGAACUUUGCAGAACUUCUCUUCAAAUAAAUCUAAGUUGAUUCUGACUCUAUCUUGAAGUUUUAGUGGAACCUUUGUUGUUUUUGUCCAAGACUGGGCCGUAAUCAAUUAUUUUUCUUUUAUUAACAGAACAUCACUUUUCAUCCUACCUUUAUGUGCUUCUUUGUGUUAAUCUAUUGCAUAUUCUUCCAAAGGAAUGUUGCCAUGCUCAUGUCUUAAAUUGUGAAAAACUUCAUGCAGUAUGAAUGCCUUUGAAAGGCAUCGUCUCUUACAAAAUUAAAAUUUCCAACAAACCCAAUACCUGUAAAACUUUAAGCACAUAAUAUAAUGCAUAAUUUCAAUACACAAUGUAUUUAAUUUUCAAACUGAACACCUUCUAUUAUUUUGAAUUUGGAAAAUGUUUUUAGUUCAAAGUUGAAGAAAUAUUGAUAAAACAUGCUUGCAUUUUCACACUAUCCUGACAGAUAAAUACAACAGCAUUUUAGCUUAAGUGUCAGGGAAAUAAUGACUUGAACAACAUGUCUUAUUGAUAUCAUGUGGAGAAAAGUUUGCUUAUUUAAAAAAAAAAGCAUAGCUGACUCUGCCUUGAUAACAAGAUAGCUCCUUUUCAAACAAUUAUUGAUUUCUUAAUUAUUAAUUGUUUGUCCUUUUCAAACAAUUAUUAAAUGAACUCACCUCUUAAAUAUAUGUAAUUCCUAUGACAAAGACUUUUAUUAAAUUGUUUGAAAAGGAGAGAAAAAGUAAUACAGUUACUGAUGAAGAUUUGUAGUUUCAGAAGAUUUUGUGAUGCCAACUUAUUCUCACCAUUCUCCACUAAAUUUAUUCUUCUCUUAGAUGUCCAAAAUUCACUUUAGAUGUCUAUUAAAGUUUUAGUCCAAUUAUAGCCAAAACAUCUGUCAAGAAUUUAGGAGCAGUUUAGAUUAAUUCCAUUUCACCAUCAUAUUCCAGAUUGCUAAGAUAACAGAGGCAUGAGGGAAACCCAAAACUCUCCUUAAUCAUUGGCUGACUUAUGUCAGAAUGUAUGUAAAUAUUCCCUCUGGUUCUUCUUCCAUUGGGAAUGCUCAGCAGACCUUCAAAAUGAGGCUGCUAGGAGGUAUCUCUUCCAAAACACUUCAGUCUCUUCAAGCUCUUUCAGUGUAGAGGAGCAGCAGCUCCAUUUACAUCGGUCUCCAAAUGAUGAAGCUUCUCUCAGUGCCUCUGAGCUUAAGAAGCUUCAGUUUUGUCUCUUUCUGUUGGCUUCUUCAGAUCAACACCUUCAACUGGCUUCAGAGUCUGAGGCCAAGGAAAAAGUUGGACUUCUCCCUCUGAGUUGGGGUGUAAGUCUUUGCCUGUUCCGAUAGUCUGGUAGACUCUUUGGUUGGGGACCAAAGGUGCAACAUUUGUUACAUUUCCAACUGCUGUGUUUCUCUUUCAGAUUUUGUCAUUCCAAAUAAAUCCUUUGAGCAACCUGACUCUGAGAGAAACUUCCUUCUUUGUAGAAUGUAAACAAAAAUGGAAUGGGAUCAGAGUUUAGUGGUUGUAGGAUUUUUCUUUUUUGUCUUUGGCUAAAGACCUCAAACCAUUUCUCCCUCAAAUCUAGACUCACACUCUUGUUUUGGUCGUAUUUGCCCAGAAUGCCCUGCCCUAUAGUCUGCUUCCUGCUUUUGGAGCGGUCAGAGAGGUCACUUCAACUGAACUGAGACCCAGGUUUGCAGAUGGACCAGAGUUCACUUUUUUUGGUCCAUAUCAGAGUUUGAUAGCACAUUUAUAUCUUCCCAAACAAACACCACUUCCUAGGCAAAUGAACUAGAGUUUGAUAUAAAAAAAAAAAAACAGACUACAUGGGGCUGGUGUGAUUGCACCCUAAGUUUCUUGGGGUCUUGAUCACAAAUGAUGGUAGGACGGAAUGGGAGAUGAACAGAUGGAUUAGAGCUUCAUCUGCGGAAAGAGCCUAGUUUAAAAAGCAAAGCUUGGCUUUACUGUUCUCCCUUAGAGAAAAGGUGAGGAGUUCUAUUAUUCUGAGUUGUUGAAUGUAGAGCUGCUGCUUUUCUACUUCUGAUGGUGGUCAGUGUACAUGGUCCUAAAAUCUGAUGAGGAUGCCUCCUGGUUGCUUCCCUAUGGGUUCUUUGCACGUACAGCGUUAACGUCACAUCCGCAUGAGCAAAUGCAGCUUUCUUGAAUCCACUUUGAGUUUCCAUGACAGCUAGAACAGACAAAGUCGUAUUUCAGAUGCAAAUAAAGCAAUACUAUGAACAUUAUUGUCUUCCUACUAUAAUGGGCUUUUAAGUUUUCAUGGAUAUUGAAUCGAUCCUGAAUUAAGAAGAUGGUGAGUUUUAAAUAUUCGUUGGUACCAGUUAAAGCUAACGCCACACAGCAAAGUUUGCAGCCUUCAGUUCACUUCGGAUCAGCUUCUUCAGCAUAAAGAAGAAGGUAAAUAAAGGAGCCAUCCCUGUGUUAUUUCCAUGGAAUCACUUCUGUAAUUAGCCUGAAAGAGCAAGUGUAUGGGAAUGAGUGAGCAGAUCAGAACCAGACAGCCGAGCAACUGAUCCGCCUGUAAACACUGCAGUAAACACCAUCUUAUUUGAGCUCUUCACAAGAAGCAUGCAAAGGUAAUAAAACAAAAUCACACAUAGACCUUAAGGAACACAGUCAUAGUUUUCUAAAAGCAACUUGAACUGUCAGCUGAACUCGAACUCUGAUAUCAAUGCUGCCCUACUUUUAAGCUAUGGGGCUUGUUGUGCUUCCUUAUGAUUCGGAAGCAAAAUGCCCAAAACGUAAUCUCCCCCGUUACUUGGUCUCUGUUUGACACUAACGACAAUAAACACACAUAAUACACUUGAAAAUAAGUACAAAAUAAGGUAACAACAUUGUCCAUUAGAAUGGAUUAAAAUGUUUAGGUACUUAAAUAGCACAUUUUUAUGAUAAAAAUGUCUGAGAAUAUUGCCUACUAGCAUAACCUAAAGUUAAUAUUAGCCGCAAAGUUUAAAGAAAGUAGAACUCACCUUCGUAUCUGUGAAUGUAUGACAUAGCGUACAUCUUAAAACCUUUCUUCAGCUUACUUGUUAGACCUUCGGAUCAAUGUGCAUCAUUUAUUGUUACCUUGGGCGAGCCCUGCAAGCACCUUGUAUAAAAUACCAUAUUCUAUAGACCGGAAACGAUCGAGCCGCUUUUCCCCGAACGUGGAAGCUGACGUGCAAAGAGCCCAUUAAGCUUUUCCAGGCAUUUUCCACUGGAAGAAGACCUUAAGGAAGACUGGAAACUUGCUGGUGGGACUAAGUAUCCCAUCUGGCCAAGGAACACCAUGGAAUCUCCAUAAGGUGUCGUUGAGGAGAGGAGAUGUCUGGAGGAGAUCGCCUCCUGCGGUCUGAUCUCACAGCAUUUUUAUGGCUAUUUCUGUUUGAUCAGUCAACCUUAUUGAGUUAAAACAUUUAGAAGAACAUUUCACUCUUUUAGUUCACUUCUCAUAUUCAUAUUUAGCUCAAACAGGAAUCUUAAAAAUCCUUUGAACAUCCGACUACUGUACUGACACUCCAACCGAUUUACACAUCAAAAGGCAUCUUCAAGUAGAUUUUUUUUUUCACUUUUCAUUGUCGAUCAUAUUCAUAUAUUGACAAUAAAAAGAACAUUGUUUUGAUUUUAGUUUUUUUUUUUUUGUCUUCUUGGUGGGGAGUUCUGUCUUUACCAUAAUAGACUAAAGAAACGUCCCUAUUACUGCAAGCAAAGCCCCUGGUGUGUGGGGGUGAGGAGGGCAUCAGUCAUAUUUUUAUCCAUAAAAAGCUCAGUAGAGUGUAAUUUGUAAUUUGUACAUCUGGCAAUCAACUGAUGAUUUUCUAAAACUCAAUCUAAAGCAAGUCUCUAUUUAAUAUAAUGCACAUUGUUUAUGCCACCCUUGAAUGUAAAAAUGACUUACUGUGGUCACAUGCAAUGUUACAACAACUCUCUAAUUAGGCUGCUAAGCUAACUAGUAGAAGCUGGGGAUAGGUUAACUGUACAGACCUGUCACUUGGUAACUCUCAGUGGGAAAGCAAAUAUAUGGACCAGUUCUUUAAGCAUUAAUGGCUGCAGAUGUCAUCCUUUUAAUGGCCAAAAUAAUGGCUGAUGCUAGCAUACCAGCAUCUUGUUUGAACAAAAAUUGAUGGUAACAUUAAAAAAACGACUUUGUUUACCAAUGAAUCUCCCACCAUUUGUUAAAUGAUUCCAAGUCAAAUCAAGUGAAACAGUGAAAACGGCAAAUCUCCUUCAGCCUUGACUGACCAGAGAGCACUUCAUUUUGAGUCAAACUUGAGUUUUUUGAGUGGAACUUAAUCAAGCAAGACUGUCUGGGUUUUUUCCCUUUCAACUUGAGUUAAUGAACAAUGACACUUUACUGUUGCCUCUUUCUGUACAUCACUUAUCUUUAUCCCAAUGCUGAAAAUAUUGAGCAGAGCAUUGAUUGAAGGUGAAUAAUGGAAGGAUAUCUGUCAUGAAGGGGGGACUCAGAUUUCUACAAUCCUAUAGAAUCAUGACUUGUGUUUUACAGAUAUAUAAGUACUGUAAGACGGAUGGAUUGUAAACCCUGGAGAAAAGGAAAAGUUGAGUGGACCCAUUGAACAUUUACUGACAGAUAUUAUUUUUGGCUCAAAUUAGCAAUUUAGAGUGAAAAUGGGUGUUCUGCAAAUUUGACAUCAUUGUAGAUGUUAACAGCUGAACAGGUAAAAGAGGAAGUGUCUGAGGAAAAGUAGUUGGGUCCAAUUAAUGCACUGAAAAAGGCUAACCAUGUAAAUCCACUUACUAACAAAUACGGUUCAGCACCAAAGUAAAGCCAGAAGGAAUGUUCUGAUAUGACACAAUGGUAACACUUUAUUUGAAGGGGUGUGCAUAAGACUGACAUAGCAUCUGUCAUGAACAUGAAGGAGUCCUCAUCAAUAUUUAUGAUUGUUGUCAAGAAUUGUCAUUUGGUAAAUAAUGACAAUUUUAAUGCACUUUUAACGCCACUUUUAGUUCAGCUUAGCAUUAAAAGUGUCAUUAUUUACCAAAUGACAAUUCAUGACAACAUUCAUGAAGACUCCUCCAUGUUCAUGACAGUUGUUAUAACAUGUCUAUGACAGUGUGAUUUCAGUCUUAUGCACACCCUUUAAAAUAAAGUGUUACCGGCAAAACUUGGUACAGAAGCGACCACUGAUAGGAAUGGAUAUGGACUGCUUUGCAAAAAGAUGGUGGGUCUAGAGCUAGUAUCAGAACUAAAGUGAUAUCUUAUGGACAGAAAUGAAUAAUGCUGAAUGAUAUAUGUUGCAUGCUGGGUUUGAACUAGGCGAGGUGGUAAUAUCAGCCGCUCAACAUAUAUCUUGUCUUUCCACAUGGUUUUGCAAAGAGUAAUGACUGAUUUGGGUCCCAUUUGAAGUGAUGUCCAAAACAGAAUGUUCCUUCUGGAUACUAAACACGGUAGCUCUACCAUGUAAAUGUUUUUGAAUGAUUUAAAAUGAAGACCAACAAGAUAAUAUUUGUUUCAUUUUAAGUUUGGAAGCUAGGAGGAAACAUCCUCUUAUGAAAUACUUCAUUUUGUUCUUACACACAAAAAUGAAUACCUGCGGAAACACCAGUGCCAAUUUGUCACUUCUCAAGAAGGAAGUUAUAACUUUUUUUCAAAUGAAAGGAAUUUGUGAUGUUAUUCUUACAACUGUAGAUGAGUGAAGGUGAAAGCAUGGCAGACUCUUUCAUUAUCCUGACCAGUUGCAGACGGGGCAUCAGUACAUACCUCAGCUGAAUAAUAACACAUCCCAGCAGCAGUAAAACUGUAACCCAGUCAUUGUUCUGUGUACACUGCCACAUGAUGCAUAAUGUACAUUGUAGCACUGGAAUAAAUCAACUCUUUUCUGGAUGGCAAACGGAAUAGCCACGUUUCCAGUAUAUUCUUCACUGUUUUGUUUUGUUUUGUUUUUUGUUUUUUUUGCAGGUGAACUUUUGUCUCAGUAAGAAGAAAUUCAACCCAUUAAAACCAUUUUCAGUAAUGACUAUAACCCUGUUUUCUUUGCUGCUAAACAUGAGCCUUUUCUUUAAAACAAUCAUUUCAGCAUUAUUUCACAUUCCCCUUCCCGUGAGGACGGGAAGUUCAGCAGCCUAACACCAACUGUCACACUCGAAAGGAUUGCUGGCAAAAU